This is a messenger RNA of Phalaenopsis equestris, 1132 nucleotides long. Its product is annotated as sorbitol dehydrogenase-like. The record is from RefSeq and is a predicted model, not a curated record. Gene Ontology annotation, molecular function: oxidoreductase activity, acting on the CH-OH group of donors, NAD or NADP as acceptor; zinc ion binding. NCBI's taxonomy places the organism in Eukaryota, Viridiplantae, Streptophyta, Magnoliopsida, Asparagales, Orchidaceae.
GUCCUAAUGAUGUUCGUGUGCGCAUGAAAGCUGUUGGCAUUUGUGGCACUGAUGUCCAUUACCUGAAGACUAUGAGGAUGACUCAUUAUGUUGUCAAAGAACCUAUGGUGAUUGGACAUGAGUGUGCUGGAAUUAUUGAAGAGUUGGGAAGUGAAGUGAAAUCUCUUGCUGUGGGUGACCGUGUUGCCAUAGAACCUGGAAUGACCUGUGGCCGCUGCAAGUAUUGCAGGGCUGGGCGCUACAAUCUAUGUGAUGACACAAAGUCUUUAGGCCUUCCACCAGUUCAUGGCUCUCUUGCUAAUCAGCUGGUGCAUCCUGCUGAUCUUUGCUUCAAGCUUCCUGACAAUGUGAACUUGGAGGAAGGGGCCAUGUGUGAGCCCCUUAGUGUUGGUGUACAUGCUUGCAGGAGAGCUGGCAUUAAUCCAGAGACAACUGUGCUCAUUGUUGGGGCUGGAACUAUAGGAUUAGUCACGAUGUUUACCGCACGUGCCUUUGGAUCCCCAAGAAUUGUUAUAGCUGAUGUUGAUGAACAGCGCCUUUCAAUUGCGAAAUCUCUUGGUGCAGAUGAAUUCGUCAAGGUUUCUCCAGAUAUUAAGGAUGUAGAUGAGGAAGUUGAGCUGAUAAAAAAAGCUAUGGGUUGUGAUAUUGAUGUGACUUUCGAUUGUGCUGGCUUUAGCAAAACCAUGUCCACUGCUCUGAAUGCUACUCGCACGGCCGGCAAGAUUUGUCUUGUGGGCAUGGGCCACAAUGAGCUGACCAUUCCUAUAACUCCUGCUGUCGCAGCAAGAGAAGUUGAUAUUAUCGGCGCGUUCCGCUACAAAGAAACUUGGCCCCUAUGCAUUGAACUAAUAAGGUCUGGGAAAAUUGAUGUGAAGCCUUUGAUAACUCACCGAUUUGGGUUUUCUCAGAAGGAGGUCGACGAAGCGUUCAAAGUUAGCGCGCGUGGGGGCAAUGCAAUUAAGGUCAUGUUCAACCUCUAGCACGUACAUAUUUUGCUCCAGGCUUGUGGUUUGUGAUAAUAACAAAUCAUGCUAUGUAUGUGAUCAUUUCAUGUAGGAAUGCUUCAUGAAUAAGGCUGUUGUUGAAUGAAAUGCUUUUAGUUAAAUAAAAUAUCAUGUCAUGAUUUUGGUUG